Messenger RNA from Pelobates cultripes (western spadefoot toad), 3497 nucleotides. NCBI's taxonomy places the organism in Eukaryota, Metazoa, Chordata, Amphibia, Anura, Pelobatidae. The record is from the annotation of a GenBank genome assembly.
AUGGAGUGGGCAGCUUUCAUGCACUCAGAGCUUGGGGUUAGGCGCGCGGUCUCCACCAUCUUAGAUUCUGCAUCUGGAUUGCUGAGCGGUUUGGUGGUGCUGCUAGGCCUUAGUCCCAGUCUCUGUUGUAGUGGUCGGGGUUUCAGGGUGAGGACCGGUAUCACCCCCGCCAGUCCAGAGGGGGGUGAACGGAGCCGGUUCCUGGAGGGUUUAAGCCCCAGGCUGGACACUGUUCGGCAGGAUAGCGGGGCGGCGGCGGCCGUCCGCUCCACUCACCGCCGGAGUUGGCCUCAACUUCGGCGUUAAAGGUUUCUCCACCAGAGGACUAAAACUCGUCGAGGAAGCCUCACCCCGGGUCCAGUGCACUCUGCCUGUCGAGGGCCGCUGUUACUGGUCAGUAUUUUGGGCAAAAGUCAUAGUUUUGUGGCUGAAUGGUUUAGUUUUUGAUGGAGCUGGCCUGUCUUGCGACCGUCCAGCUUGGCGGUCCGGCCCCGCCCCCCAAUUAUUGGUAUUUUAAACAUUUAAAUAACGCUCCACUGUGUUUUUAUUUUUGAUUUGUACGAAUUGUGUGUGCCUUGGGAGGAUUACACAUACAGUGGUAGCGGCUAGAUACUAAUAUCUAUAUAAACAAUAUUAGAUUUUUUUCACUAUUUUAAAAUAUAGUGCUUGUUGUGUAAUAUGAGCCAACACCUCUAUCCUUAAACAGUUCCUUUCUGACAUUAUUCUGCCAUUGUAACGCUGGUUUUAAAUUUAUCAAUGAAUGAUCGUGACUGUAACAUAUACUUUCUCAUUUUCAACAGGGCAACUACUUUGGAUUCUAUGGAUUUGGGAAUAGACCACCUUAUAAUUCUGAAGAAGCAAAUGAAGAUGAAGAACCAGCUAAAACCGAGAAAGAGUCCCCGAAAGCAGAGAGUCCAGUAACCGAGUCAAGCAAUGUAACAGUUGAUAUAAUUUCAACAACAGUAGGUCCAAUCCUGGGAAACAAUGCCACACAUAAUGCAAGUCUGGUUGGUGAGAAGUCACAAAAUGUUAGACCAGAUGGUCAAAAUAUAUUACCAGCAGCUGGACCUUUUAUACCUGGUAAUAACAGAAGAAAUAUAGAGAUAUUAUCUAGUUCAUUCAGACCCUCACACAACAUAUAUAGGCCACCAUAUCAGCAGAAUAUUUUACGAAACCCCCAACAUAAGUAUUACACAGUUAACAAAAUUUUAGUAGGGCGUGGAGACAAUCCAAACAAUAUUCGCCCACAUAAUCACUUAAUCAAUAAAGCCCCCUUAACAAAUACUUUUGAUUCUGGAAAAAUGUCUAGCCACAAGGAAACCCAGCCCUCUAAUGCAGCAAGAAAAACAGAUGUGCUGAGGCAAGGCCAUGCUAAUGGCUACAAGGGCAUUUUCCAAGAUCCUGGAGCCACGUUGUCAAGACAUGAAGGUGGUCAGCCACAUAGUGGCAGUACUAGGCCAUACCUUGGAGAUCCCAUGAAACACUAUGAAAAUAGUCCAGUAAAAGAUCAUUCACCUUGGCAAGUUAACAAAAACAUCUCACCUAACCAAAAAUUUAUCCUUGUCCAUCCACAAAACAAUGAACAUAUAAAUGAAUAUAAAAGACAGCCAAUUACUACAGAUCAAAAACAAAAUAUCCCAAGGGGGAUGUUUUCUAAUCAGCAGCCUAUACAACAUCAAAACAAGGGGAGUGAUCAGAAAAAUGAUGUACCGCAUAAUAAAGUCAAUUAUCUAGGUCAAUUCAGCAAAGUCCUAAAUAAGAAUGAUGGCUUUUUUAAACAAAGUGAAGUUCUUCCACCCGCAGGGGAUGCUACAUUUUAUGAGAAAGAUGGAAGAGUUUUUCAGAAAGUUAACACAUGGAACAGCAAACAAGACAACACAGAAACUGUUAGAAUUAAUUCUGGGCCACAGCAGGAAACCAUUUUUAUUUUAAGUCCCAUUACUUCAAGUGACAACCCAGUGCUCCACAAUAAUCCCCUGGGGCAAGGUCCAGACAAUUCAUUGAAUAUUGCUUGGGAAAAGACAAUAUAUCAACAUAGAAACCCACAAUAUAACAUAUUAGGCCAAAGAAAUAUUGAUAUUUAUCCAGAGACUGAAUUUUAUGGCCAAGCUAGCAAUGUACCCAACACAGGAAAACAAUCUUGGGACAAUGGAAUAGGUUUUAAAAGCCCUCAAUAUGACCAGCUAGACCCAUUAGUGGAUGCUCAGCACACCCCAGCAGAUCCAAUAAGUCAAGAUAUAUAUAUUAUCAAUGAUGGAGCUCCAACCAGUGAAAGAAGAUAUGUUCUAAUUUCCAAUCUAGAGUCAUCAAAACACACCGAGAAUCCCACCUUUGCUGCCAACAGACCUUUGUAUCAAGUCAAACACUCCCCCAUGACCCCACACAAAGCAGUCAAAUCCUAUGAUUUUGUUGAUUAUGAUGCUUAUUCACAAACACAAAAUAAAAAUAUACCACAUGUGGCAAAUAGACAGUUUGAGACAACAGAAAGUGAGCAAUUUAAUAUUGGAAGUGAACUACAUCCUAAUCAGGUUGAUCCUAUUCAUCUACAACUAUCACCUUAUUCUGAAAUGCGUUCCUGGAGUUACAAUCCAGUUGAAUUUUCACAUUCUCGCACAAAUUAUGAUACUUAUCCUUCUGGUAUGAGAGGACAGCCCUCAUAUCAAAAAGAAGUGGGAAUAGACUAUGGAGGUUCCAGGCAUUACACUUGCACUCUUCCUAUAGUUGAUGGUGACCUAACAGGAGGACACACCAACCAAUUGCUAUAUGUUUGCUGUAAACUUUCUGAUGUGCAAUCAGGGACUCCUUCAGUACCCAUGGAAACCCCCAAUGAUUUUAGAUUAACCCUAAAUGAAUAUAAUGAAUGGGUCCCAUAUCAAGAUAGAACUCACAGGCAACAUACAAGAAAUGUAUUAGAUUCUCCAAAUGUUGGUUAUAACCAGAACAGCAAUACACUAACAAAAGGCUGCAAUAUCACAAAUUAUGAAAAAAUAAUGACUUCUGAAAGAGAACACCCAGAAACAUUACCGUGCUUAAAUAAAGGAUGUCAUGACCAGAAAAAGGAACAUCCACAUUACAGUUUGGAUGUUAUUGACUCAAAACCAUGCAGUAGAGGAGAUUCGGACAUAGACCUAUCAACUUCUCCUAAGAAAAUUGCUAUGACUAUUGAAAACACAGAAGGACGAUCGAUAAAUAUCCAGGAUGAUGGAUCACUUUACAGAAGAAUAGAGAAUGAUGUCUUGCCUAAUAAAGCAACUGGAAAAUUACUACGUAUUUUGACCUGUUCCAAAGACAGGCAAAACCAUACAGCUAAUAUUUUGAAAAAUUUAGGUGGAGGCAAACCAAGUGCAUUCUCUUUAAAGCAUGACAUUCCCAUUGAAGAGGCAACAACCAAUGCAGGUCUUAUUAGGCCUGAUGGGUCUUCUGUGUUGUACCAACCACAGGAAAGCAAAGUCAAUGCAGAUAGCAGUGUGCCAGAUUGUUUAGUACUUAACAAAUAA